Messenger RNA from Talaromyces proteolyticus, 2279 nucleotides. Its product is annotated as diatom spindle kinesin 1. Gene Ontology annotation, molecular function: ATP binding; microtubule binding; ATP hydrolysis activity. Gene Ontology annotation, cellular component: spindle; microtubule; kinesin complex. The transcript is spliced from 3 exons. NCBI's taxonomy places the organism in Eukaryota, Fungi, Ascomycota, Eurotiomycetes, Eurotiales, Trichocomaceae. The coding region runs from base 286 to 2160 and encodes 624 amino acids. The record is from RefSeq and is a predicted model, not a curated record. Gene Ontology annotation, biological process: microtubule-based movement.
AGGUGCUAGUAAGCAAUUAGACAUGUCGCUAGAUCCAAAAUAUUAUCUUUGAUCAGUAGAAAUCUGAACAUUAUUCAUCGUUUAUUCAGUUAACCGACCUGUUGUUACAUGUAUGUGUUUCGCAUUCUGAUGCCGACCGAAGGGCAACAUAAACAAACAAACACCAGGCAGCAGUCACCACAUCGAACGUGUCACAAGUUCAACAUAAAUAAUCAACAUAAAUAACCAUCGGUCCAGACAGUGCUUUCUGUGCAGCAUUUUAACAGCUGCGAUAUACUGCCCAAUAUGGACAAAUUCUACCUUGAAAACAAUGCUCUGUACCAGAAUCUAGUUGCGGCCUUCAACAACACAAGGAGUGCAAAUGUGUCUGCGCCUCAGACCAAAAAACCGUCCACUGAACUAUCGAGUUCGAACAUGAUAGUCAGUGCACGAAUCAGGCCGUUGUUGAAUGAAGACAUUGCAGCUGGUUUUCCCUGUGCUGUAUACCCUCGGUCAGAGAAAAGUGGUGUUGUUGACCUCCACGAUCUAUAUAAUCAUCCCAGGGGACGGCCAGUACUGAGGUCCUCCAAAUACCAGGUAGACAGACUCUUUACACCCAAGGCGACCACCGAGGAUAUUUACGACAACCUCGUAGCCAACCUCGUCCCCUUCGCCUGGAAUGGCGGCAUUGGGACCCUCUUCGCCUACGGCCAGACAGGCUCUGGCAAGACCUUCACCGUCAGCCAACUCGAGAAACUCGUCGCCAUGUCGCUGAUGGCCAAAGACACUGGCCUUGACGGCACUAGGGAAGUCUACAUGACCAUCAUCGAUCUUGCCGGAAACUCUGCCUACGACUUACUCAGCUCCCGCAAGCCGAUCUCCAUCCUCGAAGAUUCCUUUGGAGUCACUCAACUGGCCGGGGCAACCGAGCACCUCGUGCAGGAUAGAGCCGAGGUCAUGAAUUUAAUUGACAGCGCGGCGUCGUUCAGACGCACGGCACCGACGAAGAAGAACGACGCUUCGUCGCGCUCCCACGGCAUAUGUCGUAUCCGCAUCAAGGACCCAGCGACAGCCUCCGAAGGGCUUUUAUAUCUCGUCGACCUGGCCGGGUCCGAAGCAGCGCGUGACGUCGCAGUACACGGAGCCGACCGCAUGCGUGAGACACGCGAGAUCAACAUGAGUCUGUCGGUGUUGAAAGACUGCAUACGGGGUAAGGUUGAAUCCGACGCAUAUGCAUAUUCGCUAUCCUCCAAAUCAAAGCAAACCAGAAACAAACCGCGAGUGCCGUUCCGACAAAGCGCGCUGACGAAGGUCUUGAAACACGUUUUCGACCCUGCAAGCAGUCGUGUGUGCAGGACGGUUGUAAUCGCCUGCGUAAACCCAAGUCUUGCCGAUGUAAGUCCAAGCAAGAACACGCUCCGAUAUGCCGAGAUGCUGCGUGUGCAGGUGCCGGUUGGGAUGGCCGAUAAGACAGAGUCUAACCCGCGAGCUCCAAUGUCAUGGACGAAUAGACAAUUGAAGGAGUGGGUUGCGAAGAACUCUGGCUACCCCCCAAUCAAGUCCUCUAUCCUUGCACCUACCGAAUCGGGCACCCAACUCCUGCAUCUCCCGGCGGAAGAGUUUGAGAAUCGAUGCCUUAAGACCCCCGGUGUCAGCGCCGGGCAAGCCAAGGCCUUCCGCUCCAAGCUCUGGCAGAUGCAUAUUGACUCACAACGUGCGAGUGAUAGUCUGAAUGAAUCAGCAGAGUCAACCCCUGAUAGUCGAAAGCUAAGCGGAUAUUCAAGCCGGGAUUUAUCUCCUUCCGCUGCUACAGUGCCAUUCAAAGACCGCAUUCGCCCGGGUAUGGUGGUUAGCUGGGCUCAUAGCGACAGCGACCCAGCGCUCAAAACGUCGGAACGGACACAAUUGGCAGUUAUCCUUUCCCCACUUGAGGCUGUACGGGACGGUGUGAAUUUCGUAGUUGAUCGAGCGGAAAAUGGACACCAGGAUGGUCUAGCACAAGGCACGGAGACUGGCGGUAGUGGUGCGCGGUAUUUGUGUGGACUCGUGACGCCCGGGCAGAUAGCGGAGGCUUAUGAGAUGAAUUUGUGGCAGCAGGUCGUUAUUGAUGUCGGCAUGAUGGAGAGUGAGGUGAUUUUGGAGUAUGACACUGGAACUAGGUACUAUUAUAUUUCUGUAUAGCGCAGGGAGGAGUUGUGUUUGGCUAAGAGUACAUGUACAUACGUAGACUCAUACGUCAAUUGAUCUGAUAUAUCCAUGUUUGACUGGCUACAUUUACAUGCACUUGACGCUGAGAGAGC